AUGCCGCCGCCGGAUACACACGAGACGGAAGUGAACUUGACACCAGUUUGGGACUACGUCACCGGCGACCGUAGGCCAGUUCUGAACGAGUACAUCCAGCGCAUUGAUGCGAACGAGACAACUGUGCAGCCUAUUACUGUGCAGGCGUACAUCGACGAUAUAUACACUCCCGGCGACCGUUCGUCGCCGCGCCAGACCAAGUCUGGGAAGCGCUCAAGCAGGCGGCAACCUCCUCGCGAAGGUGGUUUUGUCUGCAACGAGCCGGGAUGCACUGAAGUAUUCAAUCGUCAGUGCGACCUCAACCGUCACCAAAAGACAUCCCACCGCAAUGAGCGGCCUCACGUGUGCCCGACUUGCGGCAAGGGCUUCAUGUACCCGAAGGACCUUCGCAGACACAAGCCUCAACACAGAGACCCUUUGUCCAUCAUGGACACCUUUCGCUGUGAACAUCCCGACUGCACCAACCUCGAUGGCUUCUCGCGCAAGGACAACCUCCAGAGGCACAAAAGAAGGCAGCACCCACAGCAAUAG
Molecule: messenger RNA, 531 nt
Organism: Bipolaris sorokiniana ND90Pr
Lineage: Eukaryota; Fungi; Ascomycota; Dothideomycetes; Pleosporales; Pleosporaceae
Exons: 2
Coding region: 1-531 (176 amino acids)
Biological process (GO): regulation of transcription by RNA polymerase II
Cellular component (GO): nucleus
Source: RefSeq, a predicted model, not a curated record